AUGGUACGCCUUAUCAUGACGCCUUCUAUUGUGAAGGGUCUGAAUCUUCUGCACAACCACGAUGGUCUUCGAGAGACGCAUGAAGAACCGACGGCCGGACCCCAGACCCAAAUAGCCAUCGAUGCAGAACCGUCGCUGAAGGAUCCUCAGCCUGGAAACCCCAUCACACAUGCCCAGGUUCUCCGUCUGUGGAAGGAGCUGAAGGGUGGAAGCCAUCAAGGUUUCUCGCUGGAGAGUCUUCUGCAAGGAUCGCAAGUCUACAGCCCACCCCCACCACCAAAACCAGAACCGUCGCCAGAGUACAAGGCCCUCAUGGCGCGCCUCCGUCGGGACGAGGAGCAACGCACGUACGAGCGCAUGCUCAAGCAACCGUCCCGAAUGCAGGCCUUCUCGCAGCAGUUCCCAACCGCCCUCUCGACCGUGCAAGGGUUCGCCGAAGUCAACCGACCAAUCGACAAGUCAGACGAAGGCGACAACGAGGUGACAUUCGAAGAGGUUCACCGUCAGGUUAUGCUCAUCUUUAACUUUAUGGUCAGCAUCCUGGGUGUCGCCGGCACAAUCUGGGUCGUUGCGCGAUGGUGGAGUACCCCUGCGCGACUCUUCGUCACCAUGGGCGGUGCUCUCGUGGUGGGCAUCGCCGAAGUCGCCGUCUAUUCUGGCUACAUAUGGCGCAUGGGCGAGGCGAAGAAGCAGCAGGCGAAGGUGAAAGAGAUCAGGGAGGUGGUGCAAACCUGGGAGGUUAUGGCAGAACCAGGAGAAAAGGCAUCAGAGGGCGCGUCAACAGCGGAGAUGAUUUCACUGGACACGAAAAGAGAACAUGAUGCUGCUGACGAGGGCAUACGACGACGGCUGAAGGGCGAAAACUAG
Molecule: messenger RNA, 867 nt
Organism: Verticillium nonalfalfae
Lineage: Eukaryota; Fungi; Ascomycota; Sordariomycetes; Glomerellales; Plectosphaerellaceae
Exons: 2
Coding region: 1-867 (288 amino acids)
Biological process (GO): vacuolar proton-transporting V-type ATPase complex assembly
Cellular component (GO): endomembrane system
Source: RefSeq, a predicted model, not a curated record